Messenger RNA from Pyricularia grisea, 354 nucleotides. RefSeq lists its product as uncharacterized. Bases 1 to 354 code for a protein of 117 amino acids. The record is from RefSeq and is a predicted model, not a curated record. Lineage: Eukaryota; Fungi; Ascomycota; Sordariomycetes; Magnaporthales; Pyriculariaceae. The transcript has a single exon.
AUGGGCACGCCACAGAGGGCACGGUACGAUGGACGCGGGCCAGGGGUUUGGACUGCACCACGACUGGUGGAGCAUGCCGAGGUUGGCGGCAGGAGGGAAACGUGGUUUCCGUUUGUGGAGGUGACGGGGCGUGAUAGUGGUGGUGGUGAUGAUGAUGAUGAUGUGGGUAAAGAUGGGCGAAAGUGGACAGGCACGGAGCUGACCUUGGACGGUUCAUCCGGACGGCGGGGUCGCGUUCCGGCCGGUGGCAGGCAAUGCGGUGUUUUGGGUCAAUCUUGCACGCCAACGGGACCGGGGAUCUGCGGACCAGGCAUGCAGGGUUUCAGAUUGGGGAGGGGAGGAAGACGGCUAUGA